AUGGAGCAGGUGCGACGUAGCAACGUGCAUCCGUGGACACGCCUCCUCCUCCUGCCACUCCUCGCCGUGACGGCCGUCUCCGCGGGAGCCUCGCCGGCCUCGCCGGAGAGAGACUUGUACGCGCUGUCGAAGCUCAAGUCCUCCCUGCUCUCCCGCAGCGCCGGCAACAGCACCUCGCUCGCCGACUGGGACACCUCGUCCUCGUCGGCGCCAUCGGCACCGUCACCUCCGUGGCGCCACUGCAACUUCUCCGGGGUCACCUGCGACGCCUCCGGCAACCGCGUCGUCGCCAUCAAGCUCACCGGCGUCCCUCUCCACGGCGGCGUGCUCCCCAGCGAGGUCUCGCUGCUCGACGCUCUCUCCAGCCUCACCGUCGCCGCCUGCUCCCUGUCAGGCCCGGUCCCCGCGUCGCUCGCCUCGAUGGCUCACCUCCGCCACCUCAACCUCUCCACCAACAACCUCGCCGGCCCCUUCCCGUCUCCCCCGGACGCCGGGCCGCCGUACUUCCCCUCACUGGAGGUGCUCGACGUGUACGACAACAACUUGAUCGGGCCCCUCCCGCCGUUCGGCAGGUCGCACGCCAGGCUGCGGCACCUGCACCUCGGCGGGAACUUCUUCACGGACGGCAUACCCGAGGCGUACGGCGACAUGGAGGGGCUCGAGUACCUCGGCCUGAACGCCAACUCGCUCUCCGGCCGCGUUCCGCCGUCGCUCUCGAGGCUCAAGAGACUGAGGCAGAUGUACUUGGGGUACUACAACACCUUCGACGGUGGCAUCCCGGCAGAGUUCGGCGAGCUCGACGCCCUCGUCCUGCUUGACAUGAGCACCUGCAGUCUCACAGGGCCGAUCCCUCCGGAACUCGGCGGUCUCACGCGGCUCGAAACACUCUACCUCCAAUGGAACAAAUUGUCGGGGGAAAUCCCGGUCCAACUCGGCAACAUCAAGAGCCUCGUGAACCUCGACGUCAUCGGCAACGAGCUUACCGGACAGAUACCGGCGAGCUUCACCGGACUAACCAGACUAAAGCAACUGAUUCUAUGUGACAACAAUCUCCAAGGUGUGAUUCCGAAGUCUCUUGGCGUGCUGGCUGAGUUGGAAGACCUCCAAUUAGGGUCCAACAACCUUUCCGGUGGGCUGCCGGCCAACCUCGGCGAGAACAGCAGGCUGCUGUACCUGGAUGUCUCCGGCAACCAGCUCACCGGCGCUAUACCACCCCACCUCUGCGCCGGAAGGCGGCUGCGGACUAUCUUUCUGAUGGGGAACAGGCUUUCUGGGCCAAUCCCCGAGGACCUCGGCAACUGCAAGACGCUCACCAUAGUCGACCUCAACAGCAACCUUCUCAAUGGCACCAUCCCGUGGAGCCUCUUUGGUCUCCCCGAGACUUACUGGUUGGACUUGAGCAAUAACUUGCUCUCCGGCGAGCUCCCCGGCGUGAUCCCCAGUGUCGGGCUGGGCAUUUUGUCGGUGGCAUCCAACAACUUAUCCGGCAUCCUGCCACCGGAGAUUGGCCAUCUCAAGAAUCUGUCCUCGCUCAACGUAAGUGCCAACGCUCUCACCAGUGGGAUCCCCCCGGAGCUCAGCCACUGCGAGUCGCUAACCGUGCUGGAUCUCAGUCGCAACCACCUCACCGGAGAGAUACCGGAAGUGGUAACAAAUCUGAAGGUUUUAAAGACGUUGAACUUGUCGAGGAACAGUAUCUCCGGCGAACUCCCACUUGAGAUCCGUCACAUGGCGAGCCUCACAUCGCUGGAUGUGUCCUACAACAACCUCACUGGCCGCGUGUCAGCGUCACAACUUGAGGGGGCGUUCGCCGUCUCUGACGCGGCUGAUUUUGAAGGCAACCCUGGCCUCUGCGUGGAGCGCGUCACUGCCGCCUCGUGCUCCCGUCUGCAGCGUUCGCGGGGGCGCGGCGUCAGGACGAGGACGAUCCUGCUCUGGCUCGUGCCGGCCGUCAGCGCCGUGGUGGCGGCCAUGGCCGUGUACCUUGGGCUAAGGUGGCGGCAGGCGGCAAGGCGGCGGCCCGUGGCCUGGAAGAUGACGCUGUUCCAGAACCUGGACCUGGAAAUGGACGACGUGGUCGGGUGCCUCAGGGAGGAGAACGUCGUCGGCAGGGGCGGCGCUGGCACCGUGUACCGCUGCGCGACACGCGGCGGCGAGGAGGUCGCCGUCAAGCGCCUCCCGGGCCCCGGCCGCCGCGACCACGGCUUCCGGGCGGAGGUGGCCACGCUCGGCGGCAUCCGGCACCGCAACAUCGUGCGGCUGCUCGGCUUCGCGUCGGGCGCGGAGGGGAACCUGCUGCUGUACGAGUACAUGCCGGCGGGGUCGCUGGGCGCGGCCCUGCACGGCGAGCGCGGCGCGCUGCUGGGCUGGGGCGCGAGGCUCCGCGUCGCCACCGAGGCGGCGAGCGCGCUGUGCUACCUGCACCACGAGUGCAAGCCGAGGAUCCUGCACCGCGACGUCAAGUCCAGCAACAUCCUGCUGGACUCGGCGAUGGAGGCGCACGUCGCCGACUUCGGCCUCGCCAAGUUCCUCUGCCGCGGCGCGUCCUGCUCCGGCGCUGUGGCGGCGGCGGAGUCCGUGUCGGUCGUCGCCGGCACGUACGGGUACAUCGCCCCCGAGUACGCGUACACGCUGCGGGUGGACGAGAAGACGGACGUGUACAGCUUCGGCGUGGUGCUGCUGGAGCUCGUCACGGGGCGCCGCCCGCUAGGCGACUUCGGCGACGAGAUCGACCUCGUCCACUGGGCACGGAGCGCCGUGCCGAGGCCGUCGGACGCCACGGCAAUCCUGGCCGUGGCCGACCCACGGCUGCCGCCGGAGCCGGGGGGCCUGAUCGCUCGCCUCUUCAGGGUGGGCAUAUCGUGCGUCCGGGAGAGCAGCCAGGCGCGACCCACCAUGCGCGAGGUCGUGCAUGUUCUUUCCAGCUUCAUGCCAGUUGCCGAUCCGUCGAAUUCAACUUCGGCUCUUUCCCUCUAGCUUACAGUGGAUCGUGGUGGUUGUUAUUACACUGUAAAAGUCAGCUGUGUCGUCAAAAUAUUAACGAGAAACU
Messenger RNA from Panicum virgatum (switchgrass), 3049 nucleotides. RefSeq names its product leucine-rich repeat receptor-like kinase protein THICK TASSEL DWARF1. Lineage: Eukaryota; Viridiplantae; Streptophyta; Magnoliopsida; Poales; Poaceae. Gene Ontology annotation, molecular function: protein binding; protein kinase activity; ATP binding. Gene Ontology annotation, biological process: protein phosphorylation. The transcript is spliced from 2 exons. Bases 1 to 2976 code for a protein of 991 amino acids. The record is from RefSeq and is a predicted model, not a curated record.